CUAGCCUUUGUUUGCAAGUCAUAUGUCUGGCCGAGAACGCGACACCCAACUUUGAGGCUGCUCGCAGAGAGAUAGAAAUAAAGUGCGUCGAUUUGCUUGUCCCACGCAGAUUCGGACAGCAUGCGUCUGAAGUCGUGAUAGACACGCGAGCGAACGAUGGCGUUGACCAAGGUUCCCGAGCAGAAGGUGAUCCUGUGCGGCGAAUACGGCGUCGGCAAGAGCUCACUGUUCCGUCGUUACGCGGCCAACACUUUCGUCAGUUCGAGUGACCGCCAGUCGACUCUCGGCCUCGACCACUACGAGCGCCAGUACAAAGUGAAUGACAAGUUUAUUAAGUUGCAGCUCUGGGACACAGGCGGCAUGGAACGUGUCGCUUCCAUCACGUCCAGUUACUACAAGUUCGCUGAGGCGGCCAUCCUCGUCUUCAGCCUGGACAACCCGGCCUCAUUCCACGUGCUGUCCCAGCACCUCCUCGACAUUGUCACCUACGCGGAAAAUGCAAAGAUUUUCCUAUGCGGGAAUAAAUCAGAUCUUGGUGCUCAGCAGGUCACUGACCAGGACAUGGAGACAUUUUGUGAGCAGUGUCACAAUCUUGUGUCCGCCACCUACCGCACUUCAUGCAAAACAGGCCAAGGAGUAGAGGAAAUGUUUUCGGACAUCGCGCAGCACCUCGUCCAGGCUAACCGGUCGCGCCUCGAACUGCAGGCAAUGGACACGGACAGCUUCAAGAUUACGCCUCCAGGCCCUGAGCCUGCAGACCCCUCUUGUUUGUGUUAGUGAGAAUUUUAUUACUUUCCCUCGUGUCAAGAAGAGCAUUUAUAGAGCGGUCCUUUUGGAACCGCCAAAUAUCAAGCAGUGAAAGUAAAAAAAAGUAAUUUUGCCAAUUUUGCUUUGUGUGUCACAUUUUGCAUCAGAGUCUCAACUCUUCUUCUUAGUGUAUUUAAAUUCUACAGGUGUAAAAAAUGUGAAGUGCUGCUGCGUUGUGGGUUGAAAAUGUGUCAAGUGUGAAAGGGGACUGGCGCAGAGGAGCGAAAUAUUCGUCAACUAUAAUGAUUGGAAAAUUGUUAUCGCCAAUUUGUUGCUGAUGCGCUUUUAUAUUGAGAGCCAAUAUAUGAGAUUUAUUUCGCUUAUAAAAUAAAUCAAUUAUUCAAAUUUAUGACAAUUUACAAAGACAAAAAGAAA
Cloeon dipterum is the source of this 1182-nucleotide messenger RNA. RefSeq names its product RAS oncogene family member RabX6 (gene RabX6). Bases 157 to 777 code for a protein of 206 amino acids. NCBI's taxonomy places the organism in Eukaryota, Metazoa, Arthropoda, Insecta, Ephemeroptera, Baetidae. The transcript has 3 exons. Gene Ontology annotation, biological process: vesicle-mediated transport. Gene Ontology annotation, molecular function: GTP binding; GTPase activity. The record is from RefSeq and is a predicted model, not a curated record.